AUUUGCUGCAGCUCAGUGCUCCAAAAGUUGAGUGCAUAUCACAUUCAUCAGAUAUCUGUCCUUGCUUCAUGCACUUGCGAACUGCAGCCACUUGAUCUCUCUGUGAAUGAUGAGUUUAAAGCUGUAAUGAAGGAACACUUCAGUAGGUGGUAUGCAGACGAAAUCAAGACUGCGCUAGACCAAGGUGCAAGCCUGGAUAAGGUGAAGAUUGAUCUAAAAGCGUCUCUCAUCAAGCCUUUGCAUGGAAACUGGUUGAUA
Geodia barretti is the source of this 258-nucleotide messenger RNA. The record is from the annotation of a GenBank genome assembly. Lineage: Eukaryota; Metazoa; Porifera; Demospongiae; Tetractinellida; Geodiidae.